GCUCUUGUCCGGUUCGUGUCAUCGCCGCAGCGGAGAUCCCCGGUGCUCCUGCCCCGCCUGCCCUGCACCGAGCCCCGGCCAUGGCGCUACAGUUCACCGAUGAAGAGUUCCAAGCGGCCUGGAAGGAGCUGGACGAGCCGCAGCUGGACGGAGGAUGGGAGCUCUUCACCGAGACCAUGGGCGUCAAGAUCUACCGGCUCUACGACAAGGAUACGGGUCUUUACGAGUACAAAGUAUUUGGCAUCCUGGAGACCUGCCCUGCUGAUCUGUGUGCGGACGUGUACAUGGACCUCACCUACAGGAAGCACUGGGACUCCUACGUCAAAGAGCUGUACGAGCAGGACUUUGGUGGACAGAAGGCCAUCUACUGGGAGGUCAAAUACCCGUUUCCUCUGUCCAACCGAGACUAUGUGUACAUCCGUGAGCGCAGAGACCUGGAGGUGGACGCGAGGAGGAUCUUCGUGGUCCUGGCCCGCAGCGCUCCUCAGACCCCGUGCCCAGAGACCAGCGGAGUGAUCCGGGUGAACGACUACAAACAGAGCCUGGCCAUCGAGAGCGACGGAGCCUCAGGGACAAAGAUGUUCAUGCAUUACUUUGACAAUCCUGGAGGCUCCAUCCCCACAUGGCUCAUCAACUGGGCAGCUAAGAGUGGAGUCCCGGGGUUUUUAAAGGACAUGAAAAAAGCCUGCAACAGCUACAAGUCGUACUGCCAGAAGAAAUGAGCGUCUAAAAAAAAUCAACAAGUCUACAUCAGCAAAAACGACCUUAAUUCACUUCAACUCAAUUUAUUAGAGUUCUGUAAUUACCUACACUGCAAAAAGUCAUAUUUCAGUUACAAUGAUUUUUAAUUUUUAUUUUUUUUACCUUAUUACAAUUUAUUAGAUUAGAAAAAAAAUCUAAACUGGAAAAAAUACAAUUCUAAUUCUACAUGAGUUAAAAUGACUUGAAUGAAUGUGUAAUUCAGUAGUCUUGUUAGUUUUGGCUGCCAGUCAAAUGUUCAAAUUUCAUUAUAAAAACACUAAAAUACCUGAAAUCUGGCAGAAAAUAUUGUGGUAAAUCGAAUAUUAUUUAGGUAUUGUGAAUUUUCAGAGUAGAUUCAUCAGACCUACUUCAAAAUCAAGGUAAAACAUUGAAUUCCAGUCUUUUUAACUCACGCACAGCUCUUAUUUUGACAGGCAGGUGGAGAUGCUUUUAUUUUGAAUGUCUGGGGAUGGGAGACUCCUUCAGGUUUGACGCUAUUGCUGUAGUUCAUUCAUCGUUUUGUGCAAUCAGGGUUUUAUUUUGAAACUUUGAAACUACUCAUUUUAUUUUAUAUAUAGUUUUUAUCUCUGUUUCCCCAAUGUUGCCACUCCAAGUGUACUACUACUUCAGAUAUAUUUAUUAGUAAGUACACAGAUACUUUUGAGUACCCUGACUUCUAUUCAAGAGAUUUAGUGACCAAUCAUAAUAUCGACUUUGCACUAGUAGAUUAUAGGAGUUUUAUCAUUUUGAAAGAUAAUUUUUAAUGAUUUUAUGAGCGAUUUAUUCAAAUUUAUAGGAAAAAAAUAACGAUUCCUUAUGUAGUACGUUUACACUCCAUCAGACUAUUUAAACACACUGUAGAACAUUUUUUAAAGGUUCACUGUGUAACUUUUCUAGUGGAGAGGCUUGUCUCCAUGGAGAUAUUAGUGCUUUGCCUGGAAUGUUCCACAGUACGGUUUUAAACUUCUCUAUUUAACAUUUAUUCAAUUAUAGGUGUUUUAUUGCUCAAAAAUACUUUGUACUGUGAGCGACGUCGCCUCUCCACGGAUCUGACCUGUAACUUGACCUGGUGUAAUUGAGAACACAUUUUCACAUUUGUUUGAGAAAUAAAUGAACAAAAAUUAAAGAAUUUUGAUUUUCUUUGCCAGUAGGUCUAAGAAAUAGGCCGUGAAAAAGAUACACAUUUUUUUAUAUAAAUGGUCUUAAAAAUUUCUUUUAAAAGACUUGAAUUUAACUUGGAAGAAUCUCGUAGGAACCCUGGAUACUGUGGAACAUUAACAAUAACAUCGAAGCUCCACAAGAAAAGUUCCGCAGUGCAGCUUUAAAUACUCUUCUGUACAAACCUAGGACAAUGUAAUAAGUAAAACAUGUUAAUUUAUAUUGUGUUGCUGAGAGACAAUUUAACCCGUGUUACUGCUGCCUUCAAGCUGUAUUAUUUUUCUUUGUCACUCCUCCCCGCUAUCCUGAGGCACUGACUUGAAUACCUCCUCUGACAUGUUGGUGUUAGUAUUUUGAUAUGCAAUACGGUUAAACAUAAAGCUGACUAUCCACCUUAUUCCGGAAGUCGUGGGUGCUCCAUCAUGAUUCAGGUUGUAUUAUAUUGUAUGGUGCCAAUCUUGACAGUAAAUACUGUAAAAUACCAAAUAAUAAAAAAAUAAUAGUCACUUCACAGACCAGGCAUUUAUUUGAGACCAGGCGACAAAUUGGGGCAGGGAAUUAAUUCCUUCCUCACAAAAAUCUGCGUAAAUAUGGUCCUCAAAUUCUAUAAUUUACAGUUUUUACAGCAUGACUUUUGGUGGGCGUCACCGUUAUACGAUGGCCUGGCGUACACUUUGCCGACCUCAUCAGCACAAUUCCUGCCGCCUCGUCCCCUGCCUUUUCCUCGCUCCUUUGCCACAACUUUCCUCUUACGCCACAGCAGCUACGAUCGCACUGCUGCUUCCUCCCACUCGCCGAAUUGAAGUAAAAUUACCAAAACUCCUGAAAGUCCUAGUCUUCUUCAUACCUCUUCCAUGCAGCUUGGCCCUUUUGCCGUCCUCCUCCGCCGUGAGCCAAAUAAGAAGUUCUCCAGGAGGCUCUUCCGGCUCCUUCUGACUCUAGGCUCCAAUGGACUUACGUUAGGAUCUUGUGGCUCUUCUCUUUGUAAAUGCUGACGGGUGACGUCACAAUCGUUUAGUCCACUUCUUUUAUACACUCUAUGAUCCUCCACAGACGCUGAAGCUCCGAUUGAUUUUUUCGCCAAUCUUUCACUCUCUUGGGGUCAACAGAAAAACGUCUCGCGACUGCUUCUCCGGAGUUUUCCUCUGCGUAUUUUACCACAGAAAGUGCUCCCUCUCCUCCGACGCACCCAUCUCUAGUAACUGAUGUGCGGAGUUCUCAUUCUUUUAUACCACAGAAAGUUUAAAUUUAAGUUAUAUCUUAUAUUUUUUUCACGGCGAUCAACUGUGUGGUCAAAGAAAGCACAAUAGGCUACGUAAAAACUAAGCAAAACAAAACAGGCGAAGAAGAAAAACAUGCAGCGACAGUGGUCACGUCUUCUUGCUUGAUUUGUUUUUUUGAUUUUUUUUUUAAUACAUUAGACUUGCCAUUUAUUUGGAACCGGCGGUUAUUUAUCAAAAUAUACACCUGCACUUUGCGUUUAAAGAGGACCUGGCGGCAAAUUUAAACCCGGCAAUUAUUUGAUAUUUUAUGGUCAUUUCAAUCUGGACGAUAAAUCCGUUUUAAAGCCUCACAGAGAAUAGCUGCAGUGUGACUUAGUUGGUGGUUGGUGCACAUGAAAAUUUUUUGUCGUAUUUAAGAUGCAAAACGUUUCCCAAAUUCUCACGAAUGGGAUCCCCAUUUAACUGGAAGUGCCACCACAAAAAAAGCAAGGUUUAAGAGCGUUUAGAGACAAAAGUGGGCGGCGUGGAAGAAGGUGGAUAAACAUUUAUUUUAAAAUUCUGGAAAACGAUCAAAUGAACCAUGCUAGACAAUACCUAUAUACCUCAGAAACUCCAUAAACACAAACUCCUGCUGUCGUGCACUCUCUCGCUCUCUCUUCUGUCAUGGUGUUGAUUGUAAAACUGAAUGAAGACUAUGCAUUUUUGUGUUUUUGUCUGUUAUAUUGUGUGCACUGUGGGUCUCUGCUGUUGUGGGAAUGUUUACAAUCUUAAAUAUGUAUGAGGUUAAUAUAUGAACUGAUUACUGUGUAAUGCUGCUGUACAGAUCAAUAAAGUUUCAAGAAAGCAUG
Molecule: messenger RNA, 3970 nt
Organism: Boleophthalmus pectinirostris (great blue-spotted mudskipper)
Lineage: Eukaryota; Metazoa; Chordata; Actinopteri; Gobiiformes; Gobiidae
Gene: pctp
Product: phosphatidylcholine transfer protein
Exons: 6
Coding region: 81-722 (213 amino acids)
Molecular function (GO): phosphatidylcholine intramembrane carrier activity; phosphatidylcholine binding
Source: RefSeq, a predicted model, not a curated record